UAUUAAUACGCCUAUUGGGCAAAUGGGAUUUGUGUCAAAUGAUCUCGGGUCACAGUUUGCCUCGGUACCAACUCCGCAAGGUGGAAACACAGAGUGCCAAACAUAUAAUCAGCUACCACAACAGCAACAAGUUGGAAACACAGAGUCCCAAACAUAUAAUCAGCUACCACAACAACUGCAAGCUGGAAACAUCAGAUCCCAAACAUAUAAUCAGCUACCACAACAGCAGCAAGGCGGAAACAUUGGAUCCCAAACAUAUACUCAGCUAACACAACAGCAACAAGGCGGAAACAUUGGAUCCCAAACAUAUACUCAGCUAACACAACAGCAACAAGGCGGAAACAUUGGAUCCCAAACAUAUACUCAGCUGCCACAACAGCAGCAAGGUGGAAACAUUGAUUCCCAAACAUUUACUCAACUACCACAACAGCAACAAGGUGGAAACAUUGGUUCCGAAACAUAUACUCAGCGACCACAACAUCUCUUAAUGUCUGAUAAGCCUGUAGGAGAAAUAAUUCCCACCAAGUUGGAUAGCCCGAGACAACACCAGUUACCAACUUUGAAAAAGCGCAAAGCACCAAUGGAACCAAUUUCUCCUAAUUCUAUUCCUCAAACGUUAUCUUUUCCAAACAAAAGAGUGGUACAAAUGGAACACAGGCCUUGGUUGCAACCAAUGUCUGCUCCUAGUAAAAGACCUGUUCAGAUGCAGACAGUUUCCAAUUCACCUGGAUCACAGUCUUCCUCAGCAUCAAACAAGAAAGCAGUUCCAAAUAAAUCUGGGUCAACAGCUUCAAGAAAUCAGCCUGCACAAAGGGGGCCCACUACCAAAGGUUCAAAAGGAGUCAUUUGAAUCU
Messenger RNA from Hibiscus syriacus, 854 nucleotides. RefSeq names its product mediator of RNA polymerase II transcription subunit 15-like. Lineage: Eukaryota; Viridiplantae; Streptophyta; Magnoliopsida; Malvales; Malvaceae. The transcript is spliced from 2 exons. The record is from RefSeq and is a predicted model, not a curated record. Bases 23 to 850 code for a protein of 275 amino acids.